Rotaria sordida is the source of this 1990-nucleotide messenger RNA. NCBI's taxonomy places the organism in Eukaryota, Metazoa, Rotifera, Eurotatoria, Philodinida, Philodinidae. The record is from the annotation of a GenBank genome assembly.
AUGUCAAAAUCAACAUGUCAUUCACAUUUAUCAUCAACACCUACAACACCUGAUUUAGAUAUAAAUAAUAUUCAAUUACAAAAUUUAAUAGAUUUUCGUAAUCAAAUAAAUACGAAUGAUAAACGUUCAAAUAAUAUUAAUUAUGUUCGACAUGUAUUACGAAAAUUUUUUAGUGGUUAUAUUAAAAAAUCUACAUCAAUAAAUUCAACAGUAUCUGAUGAAAAUCUUACUGAUCAAAUAUUAACAAUAAAUAAUAUUAAUGAUAAUUUAAUAUCACCAAUAUUAAUUCAUUCAUGUUUACAAUUUCAUAAACAUGAAAAAUUUUCUGGUGAAUUAUUACUUGAUUGGUUUUUAAUUCAUUUUGAAAAUCGUUAUGAAGAUUUAACAUUAAUUAAACAAGUAAUUUUACAAUGUUGUACAUGUCUACUUGGUCUUAAUGUACUUAAAAUAGAAAAUAAUCAAGAUAAUGAUUUAUUUCAAGCACAAAAUUUAUAUUCAUGGACAAAUAAUAAUUUAGAAAAUGAAGAUACAGAUAUUAGAUUAUCAUCAUCAACAAUCACCAAUGAUUUUAAUCAUCAUCUGAUUGAAAGUAAAGAAUAUAAAUAUAAACCAUCGACAGCUACAACCAUUUUGGACAUUCUUAGAACUGAAUAUAAUUUCCAUUCGGAUGUCCAACAAAUAGAAACCAAUUCUGUAUCGAUACAAGUUGAUCUUAUAGAUAAUAUAAGAACAAUUGACAAAUCCAUACAAACAGAUUCAACUAUUAUUUCUUCUAAUGAGACAUGUUUUAUUCUUAAUUUCGAUCAAAUGUCAUCAUUUAUUGUAACAAAAACUGAUUCGAAUAGUAAACCAUCAUCACCAAUAUUGCAUCGUAUUGAUAAGAAUACUGUUCGACAAGCUAUGCAAAAAUUAUUUUUACAUGAUAAUUUAAACGAUCCAUUAUCGCCCGGUGUUGAUGACGACGUUCAUUCACCUAUUUCAUCUUCAAAUUCAUUUAAAAAUAACCAUGCAAAAUUUUCAAGUGAAUUAUUAUUGGAAUGGAUAACACUUAAUUCUGACACAAGAAAUCCUAAUUCACAAGCAUUAGUAGAACAAGUUCAAUCGUGUUUACAUCCAAAUAGUAACAUCAAUUCAAAUCAUAAUGAUCCGAAGAAAAUAUUAACUUCACCUAUAUCAACAAAUGAAACUAAAUCACAAUUAUCAUAUGUUAACAAACCAUUUACAUUAUUUCCAUCAUCUUCUUUUACAUUUGAUCGUAAUAUUAAUGAUGAUAUACGCUCACUUCUAUCAGAUCUUAUUAUCGAAAUUGAGAGAAAAUCAACAGAAGCAUCAUCAUUUAUAUCAAGUGUACCACUCCCACCUCCUCCACCACCAUUUAUUACUUCUGUCAUGCCACCACCACCACCACCGCUGCCAUCAAUAAUAGGUUCUAGUAUUCCUCCGCCUCCACCUCCGAUGAUGCCAGGAUUUGGUGCUCCUCCACAAUUACCACAAUAUCUAUGUAAGAAACAAAAAUAUUCUGUUACGGAACCAAUUAAAAAAGUUCAAUGGAGCAAAGUCAAUCCAUAUACAAUAAAAAAAGAAUCGAUUUGGGUCAAUGUUGAUGAAGCAAAAUAUGUUAAUGAUACACUUUUUUCUGAUAUACGAAAAAAUUUUGCAAGCAAAGUAGCUCCAAGUAGACAACCAAUCAAUGAUCUUGUUGAUAAAUCUAAAGAAUUACGUGUACUCGAUGCUAAAGCUGCACAAAAUUUUGCAAUCAUGUUUAGUCAAUUAAAAGUAUCACCAAUUGUAUUUCGUGAAUGGAUGCUUUCAUGUGAUAAUGAAAAUUUAAAAUAUGAUUUUCUUAAACAAUUAGAAAAAUAUUUACCAACAAGUGAAGAAUUAAAAACAUUAGCUGAUUAUAAAAAUGAAAAUAAUGAUUUACAAUAUUCUGAACAGUAUUUUUGUGCAAUCGGUGAUAUAAAACGAUUAAAACAACGUUUAAAAACAC